Babesia microti strain RI is the source of this 2907-nucleotide messenger RNA. RefSeq lists its product as hypothetical. The transcript has a single exon. The record is from RefSeq and is a predicted model, not a curated record. Lineage: Eukaryota; Apicomplexa; Aconoidasida; Piroplasmida; Babesiidae. Bases 1 to 2907 code for a protein of 968 amino acids.
AUGGCUUCACAGCCAGGUGCCAAUGUAUACACAACCUGGGCAGAACAGAUCCUAGCAUCAUCAGUUAGGAAUAAUAAAUUCCAUAUGCAUGAUCAGCGUAAUGAAAUUCCUGUUAAUGAAUUAAAGGACUUUCUUUCGAAAAUUUUGAUCGAAGCAAACACAAAUAUAAUGCAUUCACGCUUCAAAGCCGCAAUAACACAACUCUACCACAAUUUCGCUAAAAAACACAAUCACCAUUAUAAUAAUGAUGACCUAAACUACGCAAAACAAUGUUGGAUACAUUUCCCCGUGGAAAUGUGGUUCAUUAUAUUUAAAGCCAGCCACAAAAUACAGUCCAUAGUGGAGCUCACAAGUUAUGUAAGGAAACUAACCCUUAAGGAACGUUUAAAUUUGAUUUUUACAAUAUAUAAUCUCAUUCCCAAUCAGCUCAAACAAGAAGAUGAUGUGCCACAAAUUCACGAUUCAACUGGACGGGCACAAUCGAAUGAAUCCUUUGGAUUCAUCAUUAAGGUGUUUGAACACACUAAAAUUAGCAUUAAAAAGCGUAAAAUUAAACACAAAGGAUUUAAAUUGUGUAUUGUCAAAUGGGCUAAUGAUCGCAAAGUAAAUAGUACAAAUGAACCUUUGCGUUCCAAUGGAUUGAUUAAGUGUAAAACAUCAAUAUGGAGCUUAAAUAGGGAUUUGAGUAAAAAUACAAUAAUGAAAGCCAAUCUAAUCAUUGAAUGUCUAAUUUUUCUGUGCGAAUUGGCAAGGGGAUUCGAUGAUUUGCCGAUAAUUUCAUACAAUCGAAUAUCAAUAGAUAAAAUACCUAUAUACAAAAGGUCAAAUGGACCACUAUUUCGAGUAAGAUUGACAAUUGUACAAUAUGAAAAAUGGAAUUUAAAUUUUUGUUUCGCCGACUUAAAUCUGACCUUUUUGAUCUCAAUGAAAAAGGCAUCACUCAAACAAAUUGGAAAUAUGAGCGAACUUAAUAAUUUAAAGUGGUUAGAGGAGUAUAAACAAUGCUUUCAUGUCAAGCAAAACUAUAUGCAUGACGAGGUACAUCCGCUACUAUCGUGUGUAUAUUUAUUUAAAGAUAUAAACUUCUCGCAUAUAUACAAGAGCUAUGCUCUGGACAAUAGCAACAUUAUCCUACCACACCGGCCUCAAUUUCCCCUAAUUAGUUCCAUAAUAAACAUAUCAAAGUGUUGUUUAUCCCGACGAAAUGUUAAUACUUUGGACAUUAAGGACAUCCCCUCCAUUGGAUCGUCCGAACAGCAAAUGAAUAUCACCAACAUAUACAGCGAUAUAUUGUACACAAUAGACCUAUUGUUUGAACAGUCGCAAUCAAAUAUACAAUUUCCGGCUAACACUAUAUUGCCUUCAAUUAAUACAAUUCUAGAGUGGACUUUGGUACUAGUUUUGUCCACGGUAUACGAUUCCACGCUUCUAUAUAACGUUAUUAUCAGAUUGACAUUGUUUGGUAUGGAACUAACUCCAUUGAAUAAUUUAGAUGGUGUAUUGCCAAACUUUACAUGUGAUUACUUAAAAUUUGGAUUCGAUCCCGCAGAAUUGGACAUAUGUCACCUAGAUACUCAAUUGUUGCUCAUACAUAAAUUGACCAGUAAAUCACACAAACUUUCAAAUUUGGAAUAUAUACUUACUGACAUAAAUAAAUUAGUUGGUAACAAUAUUAAUCCUGCGGCUAUAGGAGCGAAGAUGAAGUGCCUAGAAAAGAUCAUGAAGUUCAUACUAUGCAACCUAAAGAUGGGAUACCAAGUUUAUCUAUCAGACUACGAGUAUAUAAAACAAUUAAUAGAUUGUGAAAUUAAUUAUGGAAAUUUGGUGAGCGUUGACCUACUUGUGACUUUGUCACUUGCCGAAAUGAUUAAUACUAGGUAUUACUCAUCUCUCAAUUAUGUCAAAUUGGCAUUGUGGCGGAAUGAAUUAGAUACAAAUUGUUGGAGGAUCAUUUUCACACUAAAGCGCAUAAAUAAACAACAAAAUCACCAUCAUCUUGUUAGAAUUUGCAAUGAAGGCAUAAGAAAGCGGGUGUUUAAAGGUAACCGAAUAAAAUUUCAUUCGGGACAACGCGUCCGGGCGAUAUAUGCACUCCGAUAUACUACUAAUAUCGACCUAACACAAUUACCUGUUGAAUCAUUAUCAAUUGUGUUGAUGAAAACAUUCAAAUUAGCCAUACAUUUGGAAGGUAAACUAUUGGAUUGUGACUGGUGGUUCCCUUGGGAAAUGCACAUUGCUAAAAGCAUCAAAGCACAAAAUGCAGUUCAUAACAUACAAUAUGAUGUGUUAAUAAAUGGUAAAAUUUCCAAUCUAACUAACAAAUACAAAAACAGCAAACGAUCAAAUGAUAAAAUAUUGGAAAUUUUACUCCAAAAUUUGUUUAAAAAUGACAUAAGUGGUAUAAACGAUACCCUAUGGGUACUAUCUGAUAUUGAAUUUCCAUUGUGUAAAAAUGAAAAGGUUUACGAAUUAUUCAUCGUUUUGUGGGCCCUGUGUCAUGCCGGCUAUGCAAUGGCAGUGAUUGAUUUGAUUGGCUUAAAUACCAAAGGCGAUCCGCAUUCAUCGUACCUGGCCUUAUAUGCCCAAUUGUGUCUGACAAAGAAUGUAUACGAAAGUAAAUUAUUUGGGAGGGUGCGUAAUGUAAGAAAGAAAUAUCUGAGUUUCCAUAAGUUGACUAGGCUAGAGGCUAGGUUGCAUCUUGCUGCCGGGGAGUUUAUUAAGGCUAAAAGACUGUUUUUUAGGGCAAAGAAGGGUUAUUUUAUGGGUGCUAAAAGCGGGAAAUGUGAUGAAAAAUUGUUGUCUACCCUAGUAGAUAACAUUUGCUUUAGUCAUUCCAUCACAUCCACAGAUAUUCUGUGUGAGAAUUAUUGUAGAAAGCGUCUAAAAUAUCAAGCGUUAUAUUUAUAA